CAGCAGUGGUUUUCAUGGUCUCCGACAUGGCUGUGGUCAGCUCAGGUGGAAGAGGGGCACCGAAAGGAAACAUUGUUUGCAGGACAGAGCCAUAAUGAGCCAACGCUGCACUAAGUUCUCUGGCCUCUGGAAGAUCGUGGUGUGGGAUGAGGAGUUCUUCCAGGGCCGGAGGCAGGAGUUCACCGCUGAGUGCUACGACGUGAGGGCGUGCGGCUUCCAGACGCUCCGCUCCUUCAAGAUUGAGAGUGGCGCGUGGGCAGGCUUUGAGCACGUGGGCUUCCAGGGGCAGCAGUUCGUUCUGGAGCAAGGCGAGUACCCUCGCUGGGAGGCCUGGAGCGGCAGCCACGCCUACCACGUGGAGAGGAUGAGCUCCUUCCGCCCCAUCGCCUGUGCUAAUCACCGGGACAGCAAGAUGACGAUCUUCGAGUGGGAGAACUUCCUGGGGCGGAAAGGGGAGCUGAGCGACGACUACCCUUCGCUGCCAGCCAUGGGCUGGGGGAGCAGCGCGGUGGGCUCCUUCCGCGCUCACUCUGGCGCCUGGGUCUGCUCCCAGUUCCCUGGGUACCGGGGCUUCCAGUACAUCCUGGAGUGCGACCAUCACGCGGGCGAAUACAAGCACUUCCGGGAGUGGGGCUCCCACGCGCAGACCUCCCAGGUUCAGUCCAUCCGGAGGAUCCAGCAGUGAGUGCUGUCAACCGCCAGGCCGCAGCCGCCCGUUUCUGCCCCUCAGCGUCUUACCCCUACCCGCCUUCCACU
This is a messenger RNA of Mauremys reevesii (Reeves's turtle), 756 nucleotides long. RefSeq names its product crystallin beta A4 (gene CRYBA4). The record is from RefSeq and is a predicted model, not a curated record. NCBI's taxonomy places the organism in Eukaryota, Metazoa, Chordata, Testudines, Geoemydidae. Bases 95 to 685 code for a protein of 196 amino acids. The transcript is spliced from 6 exons. Gene Ontology annotation, biological process: visual perception; lens development in camera-type eye. Gene Ontology annotation, molecular function: structural constituent of eye lens.